GAAGGAAAUCGCUCUCAUCUGUUGAUCCUACCAGAACACCUACAUCCUCAGAAAAGCAAUUGAGCAGUCAUGGCCGGUCCUGUGCGGCAGCCCAUCGACAUACAGUCGUUGGAGAGGUAUAUUGACAGCAAUGUACUUCUGAUCAAGACCCCGUUGGAUGUGAAGCAGUUCGGAUUCGGUCAGUCAAACCCGACAUAUCAACUCACCGAUACUACUGGCACGAAGUACGUCCUACGCAAAAAGCCUCCUGGCAAACUUCUCUCCAAGACGGCGCAUCAAGUCGAACGAGAAUAUCAGAUUCUGCAUGCGUUGCAGCAAACCGACGUCCCCGUUCCAAAAGUGUAUAUAUUAUGUGAGGAUAGUAAUGUGAUUGGGACAGCUUUUUACAUAAUGGAGUUUCUCGAUGGGCGGAUGAUCACUGAUCCCGCUGUUCCGGGUGUGAGUUCUCAGGAAAGGACAGAGAUUUGGCGUGACGCAGUUCGAACCCUCGGAAAGCUGCACCGCGUGGAUCCCAAGUCAGUCGGGAUGGAGAAAUUUGGAAAACACACUGGUUUUUAUGACCGCCAAAUCUCGACGUUAGGACGAGUGUCCCAAGCGCAGGCGCAAGCAGUAGAUGUCGAUACAAAAGAACCCGUCGGAGAACUUCCGCACUUCCAGGAGAACGUGCGCUUCUUUUCGAACAAAAGCCUACAGCCUAGAGACCGGACGACUUUCGUACAUGGUGAUUAUAAAAUAGACAAUCUCGUCUUCCACAAGACUGAGCCGCGAGUUAUCGGUAUACUAGAUUGGGAAAUGGCAACUAUAGGCCAUCCGCUUUCAGAUAUCGCAAACUUGACUAGCCCAUGGUUUCUGGACUCUGCUGAGCAUAAAGCAGAGGGCUUUCAGCGGACCCCCGGUAUUCCACCUAGGCAACAAAGUCUACAAUGGUACGCUGAAGUAACGGGAUAUGAUCCGAGACCAGAUAUGGACUGGGGAGAUGCGUUCUUUUCCUUCCGCGCAUCGGUUAUUAUGCAGGGAAUUGCAGCGCGAUAUGCCUUACGUCAGGCUAGUAGUGCACGAGCUCAGGAGUAUACGAAGAAUAUGAAGCCGUUUGCUGAAGAAACUCACCGGCGAGUGAAAGCGGUUGAAGCAAAGACGACGAAAGGGCGUCUGUAGGGAUAGAUGCAUAUAUAUUAUGCACACCAAGGCUUUUUAUCCGUGAUGUACGAUUUUGAGUUGAAGUCCAAUGCUUGGUUCUUGCCAAAGGCUGAACUGGGUUUGAAUGCCUGGAAUCAAGCAACAUUUUACUGUUUGAUGCGGCCUUACGCUUGGCGCAAUUGGAAUCAUCUCUUAUCUUGGUGUUAGCGAUCAUAACAGCCUUCUAUCGACUGUCCCAAGCGAAUAUCUAGCUAUGAUUUGUUAAACUGAACAAUGAAUAAUUCCAUGAAUGAUCCUUCGAAAGAUCAUAUCAGUCAUUCCUGC
This is a messenger RNA of Talaromyces stipitatus ATCC 10500, 1461 nucleotides long. RefSeq names its product Phosphotransferase enzyme family domain protein. The transcript has 3 exons. Bases 70 to 1155 code for a protein of 361 amino acids. Lineage: Eukaryota; Fungi; Ascomycota; Eurotiomycetes; Eurotiales; Trichocomaceae. The record is from RefSeq and is a predicted model, not a curated record.